AUGGAUCCGACGCCAGUCUCUACCAUUGGUGGAAACGGCUCUGACGGCCCACACCGACCUACCUUGAGCCAUACUUCGAUCGACUCGCCAUCCACCAAGCUAGUUGAAGUACAAAGCGUGCACGAAGUCUCCGAAACAAGCUACGGAUUCUUCAAAUCCUGUGCCGAAAGGCUUCGCUUCUUCAUAAGCACCGAGCACAUCCUUGAUGCUGAGAAUCGAGGUGGGACUAAAACAAUCGCAGUCAAUCUUGCAAUUCCUGAGGAGUGGGUUCCUAUCAGCAUUUACGAGAUCAAGGAAAAUUUCGAGGGCUUUCGAGCCUUCUCUUGCUCCCCGUCGAAACACGCAGAGAGAGUUCACGCAUUCUUGAACGACUGUGAGAGUCAGCGGAGAUCGGCACUCGAGGCUGAUGAAUGCCUAGGCGAAGGCAAAUGCUUUGAUCCUUACGCCACACCUGACCACCUUGGCGGUGUCCCUUGUUUCCCCAGCGCCGAAGACUGUCUUCAUCCUUCUCACCGCUCAGUGGCUCGACUCGAAGAUCCUUCAAAGCCAAGCAUGGCGCAGUUCCGUCUAAUGCUGUACCAGCAGCGCCACCAGCUAGAUGUCGAUAUGGCAAGUUUUGCAGACAAGCCCGACAUGGCGCCCUUCUUCAUCUUGAGCGCUUCGCAUCUGGACUGGACGCAUCUCGACGUGGGAACGCCGGAAAAUGUGUCUGUCCCUAGGUACUUCCCCAUCGUGCCUUUCAAGGACCUGCAGCUCACCCCUCGCCAGAGUUUCGUCAACAUUGUUGGAUGUGUCGAACACAUCGGUGUUCUAUCUCGUCCAAAAGGCACUGCAGAGCCCUACUGGGCAAUGGUGUUGAAUGACGGUAGCCGCAGUCUCGUUGUCAAAAUCUUUCCACGUCGUGGAUCCCAGCAUGCGAUUGGUAGCCAGCUCCCAACGCUUUGCACGGGCGACUUCGUUCUCGCUCUCAACGUGAGUCCCUACCAUCCGGACAUGCUUGCGUACGACGAGUCCUCUAUCUUCAUCGCAAAAAGACGCAGGGACGGUUACGACUUGCUCGAAACGAUUCGCACAGCCGAACGUCCCGCUGGCGAGAGCCAGACAUGA
Molecule: messenger RNA, 1107 nt
Organism: Pseudozyma hubeiensis SY62
Lineage: Eukaryota; Fungi; Basidiomycota; Ustilaginomycetes; Ustilaginales; Ustilaginaceae
Exons: 1
Coding region: 1-1107 (368 amino acids)
Source: RefSeq, a predicted model, not a curated record